Impatiens glandulifera is the source of this 477-nucleotide messenger RNA. Its product is annotated as mitogen-activated protein kinase kinase kinase 20-like. The record is from RefSeq and is a predicted model, not a curated record. Lineage: Eukaryota; Viridiplantae; Streptophyta; Magnoliopsida; Ericales; Balsaminaceae. The transcript has 2 exons. Gene Ontology annotation, molecular function: protein kinase activity; ATP binding. Gene Ontology annotation, biological process: protein phosphorylation. The coding region runs from base 1 to 477 and encodes 158 amino acids.
AUGGCAGUUAAAUCCGCGGAGUACGAAAAUUCAUCAUCUCUCCUACACGAAAGGGAUAUUCUCUCUAAAUUUAAAGAAUGCUCGCAUAUUAUUCGUCUAUAUGGUUAUGAUUUCACCGUUGAAAGCACAAAUUUUUUUACAAAUAUCUUCUUGGAGUGCGCCUCGGGCGGCACUUUGCACGACCGCAUUCAAUCAUCAAAGACAUCUAAAUACAACGGAAUCUCCGAAAUUGAAGCAAAGGAAUAUACACUUUCCAUUUUAAAGGGUCUGCGCUACAUCCAUGAGAGUGGAUACAUUCAUUGUGAUAUAAAACCGGAAAACAUAUUAAUGGUCGACGAGAAGGCCAAAAUAGGAGACUUUGGUAUGACUAUUCAGCCAUUCAAUCUUCCAGGAAUGACGCUAGUUGAAAAAGAUUUCAUCUUGAUUCCGAGAAGUACAAGUUUCAUUAAAUUGCGGUUACAAAUGAUUCAUCCUUAA